This is a messenger RNA of Lodderomyces parapsilosis, 6387 nucleotides long. It is a transcript of the gene GLT1, whose product is annotated as glutamate synthase (NADH). Gene Ontology annotation, molecular function: iron-sulfur cluster binding; FMN binding; flavin adenine dinucleotide binding. The record is from RefSeq and is a predicted model, not a curated record. NCBI's taxonomy places the organism in Eukaryota, Fungi, Ascomycota, Pichiomycetes, Serinales, Debaryomycetaceae. The transcript has a single exon. The coding region runs from base 1 to 6387 and encodes 2128 amino acids.
AUGAGUACCGUUUCCAGCACCUCCUCAUAUUUGCCCCAAAAGGAGUUUAGCGACACUCACAUCUACCACUAUGAUGAAGUUCCAGAAAAUAAAUCAUGGGCUUCUGCUUUACCUAUUGCAAAAGGUCUUUACAAUCCAGAACUUGAGAAAGACGCUUGUGGUGUUGGUUUCACAUGUCAUUUGAAAGGAUCACCAUCUCACAAGAUUGUAUCAGAUGCCAAACACUUAUUGUGUAAUAUGACCCACAGAGGUGGAGAAUUGAACCCCAAAGAUGGUGAUGGUGCUGGUUUAUUGAGUUCUAUUCCUCACAAGUUUUUGAAAAGAGAGUUUCAAUAUCAUUGCAAUGUUACAUUACCGAGAAAAGGUCAAUAUGGGGUAGGUAAUUUGUUUUUCAAAAAGGAUGAUGUUGUGUUUGACAAGUCUAAAAGGACAUUUGAAGAUAUUGCUGAUUCUUUGGAUUUAAAAGUAUUGGGAUGGAGAAAAGUACCACAUGAUUCUUCCAUUUUGGGUCCAGCUUCAUUGUCAAGAGAACCCUACAUUUUACAACCAGCUGUUGUUUUGAAAGAAACUUUGGAUUUGGAUAUUGAUGAAGAAGAAUUUGUUGCAAAAUAUCAGCAAGAGUUUGAAAAAAAAUUAUUUAUUUUGAGAAAACAAGCAUCUCAUACCAUUGGAUUACACAAUUGGUUCUACAUAUGUUCACUUUCAUCAAAGACAAUUGUGUACAAAGGACAAUUAGCUCCAAAUCAAGUCUAUGCAUACUACCAUGAUUUGGUUAAUGCCGAAUACGAGUCACAUUUUGCAUUGGUCCAUUCAAGAUUCUCAACAAACACGUUCCCAUCUUGGGAUAGAGCUCAGCCUUUGAGAUUAGCCGCACAUAAUGGUGAGAUCAACACUUUAAGAGGCAACAAAAAUUGGAUGAGAGCUAAAGAAGGUGUGAUGAAGUCUAAAUUGUUUGGUGAAGAAAUGGACAAGUUGUUUCCCAUUAUCGAAGAAGGCGGUUCUGAUUCAGCUGCAUUUGAUAACGUUUUGGAAUUGUUGGUUGUUAACGGGGUUGUUUCUUUACCGGAAGCUGUUAUGAUGAUGAUUCCCGAGGCUUGGCAAAACGAUGAAUUCAUUGACCCUAAAAAGAAGGCAUUUUAUGAGUGGGCAGCUUGUUUGAUGGAACCAUGGGAUGGUCCUGCUUUGUUUACUUUUGCUGAUGACAGAUAUUGUGGUGCCAACUUGGAUCGUAAUGGGUUGAGACCAUGUAGAUACUAUGUCACUGAUGAUGACAGAAUGAUUUGUGCUUCGGAAGUUGGGGUUAUUGGUAUUGAACCCGAAAAGGUUUUACAAAAGGGUAGAUUACAACCAGGAAGAAUGUUGUUGGUUGAUACCAAGGAGGGAAGAAUUGUUGAUGACAGAGAGUUGAAAAACAAUGUUGCAUCACGUUUUGAUUUCAAAAGUUGGGUCUUGGCCAACAUGAUUUCGUUAAACGAUUUGAAAGAGAAAUAUACGUCACGAGAUAUCAGCUUGCAUCCAACCCCAAUUGAUCCUGAGUUGACAAUUCAAACUGAUUCAAGAUUGGUGGCAUCUGGAUACUCUCACGAGCAAGUGUUGUUUGUAUUGGCACCAAUGGCAGAGGGUAACGAAGCAUUGGGUUCCAUGGGUAAUGAUAAUGCAUUAGCUUGUCUUUCUGAACAACCCAAGUUGUUGUACGAAUAUUUCCGUCAAUUGUUUGCCCAAGUGACAAAUCCACCAAUUGAUCCUAUUAGGGAAAAGAUUGUUAUGUCCUUGGAGUGUUAUGUUGGGCCACAAGGUAACCUUUUGGAAAUGAAACCAAACCAAUUAAACCGGUUGUUGUUGAAAUCACCAAUCUUGACCAAUGAAGAUCUUUUGGCUAUCAAGGAAAUUGAAAAAGUUUAUCCAACAUGGUCAGUUGCCACCAUUGAUAUCACAUUUGAGAAAUCUGAAGGUAUACAGGGUUACAUCAACACCAUUGACAGAAUUUGCCAAGCUGCUUCGAAAGCAAUUGCCGAUGAUAACCAAAUUAUUGUAUUGAGUGAUGUUGCCACCGGUGCUGAUAGAUUACCAAUCUCUGCAUUGAUUGCAGUUGGUGCUGUCCAUCACCACUUGGUUAGGCAAAAACAGCGUUCCAAGGUUGCGUUGAUUAUUGAGACCCAGGAAGCCAAAGAAGUACAUCAUAUGUGUUGUUUGGUUGGAUACGGUGCCGAUGGUAUCAACCCCUACUUGGCCAUGGAAACUUUGCAAAGAAUGAAGAGACAGGGUCUUUUGAAAAAUGAAUCUUUAAGUGAGGAGAAAGUAAUUGACAAUUAUAAGAAAUCACUUGACUCGGGGAUCUUGAAAGUUAUGUCAAAAAUGGGAAUCUCCACUUUGGCAUCCUACAAAGGUGCUCAAAUUUUUGAAGCUCUUGGUGUUGAUAACUCAGUUAUUGAUAUUGCCUUUGCUGGAACUGCUUCUAGAAUCAAGGGGGUUACGAUCGAGUAUAUUGCCCAAGAUGCAUUCACUCUUCAUGAGAGAGGGUAUCCAACCAGAGAAACUGUAAAACCAAUUGGCUUACCAGAAACCGGAGAAUACCAUUGGAGAGAUGGUGGUGAGGCACAUAUCAAUGAUCCAGCUGCAAUUGCUUCAUUACAAGACGCUGUGCGUAACAAGAAUGAAAGGGCUUUUGAUGCUUACUGUAAAAAAGAAAAUGAAGCAGUGAGAAACUGUACUUUGCGUGGUUUAUUAGAUUUCGACUUUGAAUCUUCAACUUCAGUACCCAUUGAUCAAGUUGAACCAUGGACUGAAAUCGUUCGUCGUUUUUUCACUGGUGCCAUGUCUUAUGGAUCAAUAUCGAUGGAGUCACACUCAACAUUGGCUGUUGCGAUGAAUAGAUUAGGUGGUAAAUCCAAUACAGGUGAAGGUGGUGAGGAUGCAGCUCGUUCCCAAGUUAAUGAAAAUGGUGAUACAAUGAGAUCCGCCAUCAAACAAGUUGCCUCGGGAAGAUUUGGUGUUACUUCGUAUUAUCUAGCCGACGCUGAUGAGUUACAAAUCAAGAUGGCGCAAGGUGCUAAGCCAGGUGAAGGUGGUGAGUUACCGGGUCACAAGGUAUCAGCCGAAAUUGGAAAGACUAGGCACUCAACACCAGGAGUUGGUUUAAUUUCACCUCCACCACAUCAUGAUAUUUAUUCCAUUGAAGAUUUGAAGCAGUUGUUGUACGACUUGAAAUGUUCCAAUCCAAGAGCAAGAACUUCAGUCAAAUUGGUUUCGGAAGUUGGUGUUGGUAUUGUCGCUGCUGGUGUUGCUAAAGCUGGUUCGGAAAACAUUUUGAUUUCUGGAGGUGAUGGUGGUACUGGUGCUGCCAAAUUGACCUCCAUCAAAUAUGCCGGUUUACCUUGGGAAUUGGGAUUAGCCGAAUCUCACCAAACAUUGGUGUUGAAUGACUUGAGAGGAAGGGUUAUCUUGCAAACUGAUGGUCAAUUGAGAACUGGUAGAGAUAUUGCCAUUGCUUGUUUAUUGGGAGCCGAAGAAUGGGGGUUUGCAACAACUCCAUUGAUUGCCAUGGGAUGUAUCUACAUGAGAAAAUGUCACACUGGCGCUUGUCCUGUUGGUAUUGCUACUCAAGACCCCGAAUUGAGAAGGAAAUUCGAAGGUACUCCAGAGCACGUUAUCAAUUUUUUCUAUUACAUGGCAAAUGAUUUGAGACAAUAUAUGGCUAAAUUGGGAUUCAGAACCGUUGCUGAAAUGGUUGGAAGGGCCGAGAAGUUGAAAGUAAGAGAGGAUUUCAGAAACACCAAGAAUGCCAACAUUGAUUUGUCACCAAUUCUUACUCCUGCCCAUACUAUUAGACCAGGAGUUGCAACCCAUUGUGUGCGGAAACAAGAUCACAAGCUUCACAUCAGGGUAGACAACAAAUUGGUUGAUGAGUCAGAAUUGACUCUCGCCAAAGGGUUGCCAGUCACCAUUGACUGUGAAGUGGUCAAUACUGAUAGGUCCUUGGGUACUACAUUGUCGUACCGUGUGUCCAAGACUUUUGGUGAAGAAGGAUUACCUCAUGAUACCAUUCAUGUGAAUGUUACAGGCUCUGCUGGUCAAUCAUUUGGUGCCUUUUUGGCCCCAGGAGUUACCUUGGAGUUGGAAGGUGAUGCUAAUGACUAUGUUGGAAAAGGGCUAUCUGGUGGUAGAAUCAUUAUUUAUCCUCCAAUUGAAUCUAAAUUCAAAGCCGAGGAGCACGUGAUUGCCGGUAACACUGCCUUUUUUGGAGCCACUUCUGGUUCAGCAUUUCUCAGAGGUAUUGCUGCUGAAAGAUUUGCCGUGAGAAACUCUGGUGCUAAUCUUGUUGUCGAAGGUACUGGUGAUCACGGUUGUGAGUACAUGUCUGGAGGUAGAGCUAUUGUGCUCGGAUCCACUGGAAGAAACUUUGCAUCUGGUAUGUGUGGUGGUAUCGCUUAUGUAUUGGAUAUGGCUCAGGAUUUUCCAGAAAAGGUUAACAAAGCCAACGUUGAGCUCUCUUCAGUCACUGAAACCGAUGAAAUUGCGUUUUUGAGGAAUUUGAUUGAAGAUCAUCGUCAUUAUACCGGAUCAGAAGUUGCUGAUAGAAUCUUGAACGAUUUCAAUAGAUACUUGCCAAGAUUUGUUAAAGUCUUACCAUUUGAUUACAAGAAGGUGUUGGAAAAAGAAAAACAACUUGCUGAAGAGGCCAAAAAGAAGGAACUAACCAAGUUUUUGAAAUCAAUCAAGGAAGAUCCCGAAUCUGAUGUUACCAAUGGUGAAGCAUACAAGAUCAAAAAGGGACAUGUUCACCGCUCUCAUAAACAACUCAAUGAACCAAAAGUUGCUGAUGUUGAAGAUACCAUUUUUGAUACUGAAUUUGAGAAAAAAGCGCCAGUAAAAUUGGAUAAAGUUAGAGGGUUUAUGAAGUACAAGCGAAACAACGAAAAGUACAGGGAUGCUAAACUGAGAACUUCAGAUUGGAAGGAAAUGACAUCGAGGUUGACCAAGGAUGAGUUGAAGUAUGAAACUGCGAGAUGUAUGGACUGUGGUGUUCCCUUUUGUACUUCUGACACCGGGUGCCCAAUUUCUAAUGUGAUUCCUAAAUGGAAUGAGUUGGUGUUUAAUGAUAGAUGGUUUGAUGCAUUGCAAAGGUUAAUGAUGACCAACAAUUUUCCUGAAUUCACCGGAAGAAUUUGCCCUGCUCCAUGUAAUGGGGCAUGUGUUUUGGGAAUUAAUGAAGAUCCCGUCAAUAUUAAAUCAGUUGAAUGUGCCAUUAUCGAUUAUGGCUUUGAGCAAGGCUGGAUUAAACCACAACCUCCAACUCAUAGAAGUGGCAAAACUGUUGCUGUUAUUGGAUCGGGCCCUGCUGGUUUAUCAUGUGCUGAUCAAUUGAACAAAGCUGGACACUUGGUAACUGUUUAUGAAAGAAGCGACAGACCUGGUGGGUUAUUGAUGUAUGGUAUCCCCAACAUGAAAUUAGACAAGGGGAUUGUCAGGAGGAGAACCGACUUGUUGGCAGCUGAAGGUAUUGAAUUUGUCUGCAACACCACAGUUGGUGAGGAUGUCACUGUCUCUGACUUGCAAUCCAAUUUCGAUGCGGUUGUUUUCGCUGUUGGUUCAACCAUUCCUAGAGAUUUAAAGAUUCCAGGAAGAGAAUUGGAAAACAUUAACUUUGCCAUGCAAUUGUUGCACAAGAACACUAAAGCACUCUUGGAUGAAGAAUUGGAUGAAGUGCGCAAGACAUUGCAAGGUAAACACGUUGUUGUUAUUGGUGGUGGUGAUACUGGUAAUGAUUGUUUAGGUACGUCUACAAGACAUGGUGCUAAAUCGGUCACCAAUUUUGAAUUGUUGCCUCACCCACCUUCAUCCAGACCAAAGGACAAUCCAUGGCCACAAUGGCCAAGAAUCUUUAGAGUUGAUUAUGGUCACACUGAAGUUGCAGCUCAUUAUGGUAAAGAUCCAAGAGAAUACUCCAUCUUGUCCAAGGAGUUUGUUGGUGAAGAUGGUAAAGUCAAGGGAAUCAAGACUGUUCGAGUAGAAUGGAAACGUUCAGACCAAGGAGCAUGGCAAAUGGCUGAAGUACCCGGCAGUGAAGAAUUUUUCCCGGCAGAUGUUGUCUUGUUGUCUAUGGGAUUCAUUGGACCUGAUGCCGAUAAUCUUGAAGUUGAAAAGACUAAAAGAGGCACCAUCAACACCGUGAAUCCAAACGUUUACAAAGUCGAUAAUGACUCCAAUUUGUUUGCUGCUGGUGAUUGCAGAAGAGGUCAGUCAUUGGUUGUUUGGGGCAUUCAAGAAGGAAGACAAUGUGCUAGAGAAGUGGAUGAGUAUUUGAUGGGUUCGACUAGAUUACCCGGUAAUGGAUCCAUUGAACAAAGAAGUUACAAGUUGUUGGAAGAAUUGGAAGUUGCUGCUUGA